GGGCCGGCGAUGGAGGAUCCGGAGAACGCAGCGGCGGACGAGCGUGAUCAGGAGAGCCGGCAAAGCGCGCAGCUCGACGCGGAGGCUGAAGCCGAGCGGCCGAACUCGGGCGCCCAACACAAACUGCUCCGCCUGCCGCUGAGCCGCAUCAAGGGGCUGAUAAAGGCGGACCCCGAGGUGACGCUGGCGAGUCAGGAGGCCGUGUUCGCCAUCGGCAAGGCCACGGAGCUGUUUGUUGAGGUGAUUGCAAAGGAUGCAUACACAUAUGCUCUGCAAGCAAAGCGUAAAACGAUCCAGCGGAAGGACUUGGAUAAUGCAGUAGAUGCUGCAGAUGAAUUUGCAUUUUUAGAAGGAACUCUGGAGUGAAAUGAAGACAAGUUUCACAAGGCCAAAGUAACUGUAGAUGGAGAGCUGCCUUCAGAUAUGCUCAUUAUAGAUGUAUAUUUUGUAUAAUUUGUAAAAAGGAAGUUGUACCUGUUGUGUGAGUAACUGUAUGAUUCCAGGUGUGAAUGUUUUCAGAUUAAAUAACUUGCAUCACAUUAAGUUUCUGUAAUUUUUUUUGAAUAUUGCCUUGUAAUCUCAUGACCUUACAGGGAUUGUGGUUAGUAUAUGUGAAAGAAAAUUUCUCUGGAAUUAUACUAUGUGUAGGAUUGGUAGUUUACAUAAACUGUGAAAGAAAUUAUCUGUUUUAACUGUCACCACCAUCCCUUUACAAACAUCUUAAUGCUUGUAACUUGUAAUGUUACAAUACAUUUGAGCAGGUACUGCAACAGUGCUGCCUCUAGGCAGUGACCUGAGCUCCACCAUCUGCUACUUUAUUAAUAAUCUUUCUUCCAUUAUAAGGUCAGAGUGGAAAUGUACAGUUAUCUGCAAACAAUGUUCCAUUCACAACUCAUUUAAAAAGUGAAGUAGUGUGUGUUUACGUUCAGUAGGGUCUAGAUUGCAGUCAGAUAUGGGCUGAUAUGUGUCACAAAUACUACUUGCCAUAUAUGCCAAUAAAUAACCAUCUUCAACAUGGGAGACUUAUUCUUGACUUCAAUAAUAUAAUUGCUGAGUCUUCUAUCAUCAAUGCCCUGAAGAUCAUCAUUGUCCAGAACUCAGUUGGACCGGCCACAAACUGUAGCUACAAGAACAGAUGAGAGGUUAGGUAUUCUGUGGUGAGUGAUGAGCUUCCUGACUUCCCAAGACCUUUGCACCACUAAGAAGGUAGAAGUCAAGAGUCUUAUGGAACACUCCUGUUACCUAGAGGAGUGCAGUUUCAACACCUCUCUAAGCUGGUACAAAUCAGUUCAAUAGCACCCAAUUUACCAUUGUCCUUGCUUGGGCUACUUCAAUAGCACUCCCAAACAUGCAAAACCCUCAAGAAGGAUAGAAAAAGUUCAGAAGGAUAUUGGUCAAACGCAGGCAAAUGGGACUGGCGCAGAUAGACAUCUUGGUCAGCAUGGAUGAGUUGGACCGUAGGACCUGUUUCCAUGCUGUAUAACUCUAUGACUCUAAGGAUUAGAGCAGGAGGCACAUGAGAACACUACUAUCUGCAGAUUCGCUUCCCAAGAUCUGCCCUAUCCUGCUUUGAAAUUACAUUGCCAUUGCUUCAGUGGUUUUCUAAACCCCAGAACUCCCUACUCAAAACGAGUGAGGAAGUACGUGCAGCAGGACUGCAACAGUUUAAGAAGGUUGCUCACCACCCAUUCAAGGGCAAUUCGGGAGAGACAAUAAAUGCUGACUUUGCCAGCUAUACUAAUAUUCCAUAAAUUAAUAAAAAAAUCACUAUCUUUUGCUAUUAUUGCUAAGUACAUCAUGCAGCUGAUGUGAAAUCUGUACUGCUCUAGAGCAUUGGAACAUUAGAAAUUUAGCUCCGAAAGCACUUCCACUUCCAACCUGAAACUUGCUACAGGGAUUCUAUCCAGAUUUUAUUAGUUUCUGUUUUACUUAAUAAUUAUUUUUUGGUCCAAGGUAGGAUGGCUGAUUGCUGCUUAUGUUUGAAAUGCCUGAUAAAAAUUGCACUAUCAACUAAUCAUUUAUUAAUUUAUGAUACCUUUAGGAUACUAGUUUCAGACAUCAGAUUCAAUUACAUUGUUUCCCAAAUUCUUGAAUCUAUUUAUCUUGAACCAACUCACACUAAUUACCCUCCCUUAGUUGUUUCUGUUUUUUAACCAAGAAGAGACAUAAUGCUCACAUCAAAUACAUUUGUGACUUUCAGUUCAUCUUUGCUUGCAGACAUUUUGGGCAAUAAUAAUAUCUCCCUUAUCUAUUCAGCACCAUAUUUUUGUGCUGCUGCCUGGGCUUGGUGGUAAUGAUAGAGGAUGUUGGAGUGUGUGGGCAGUAGUAGUGGGAUGGAUUUUCUUUGUCAGUAAAAUCCUGGUGCAGUGCAUUCAAGUGAUGAUCCUCUUUGUAUAAUCACACAUAACCUACCUUCACUAAUUUAAUGUGACCUGUCUAUAUGCAGUGUUUCCUCCUCAUCACCCUCCCUCUGCCAACUGUCAUAAACACGUCAGGAGUUAAACUGGGCAGAAAUUGCUGAUCUGAACAAUGAGGUCAAUGCCUGUAAGGUUGUCAAAUUUUGAAGGGUAAUAUUGACCAUGGAAUACUUGGUCUUUUCUUUUGAUUACCUGAAUUCUUACUGCUUCUCUGAAGGUUGACUAGUUCCUGCUCAUUUCCCACACAUCAAAUUGUUUGAAUUGUACCUCAUGCUGAAUUUUAUCUCCAACUGAAUCUGUAAUAACCAUGUUUCAAUUUUGUUGUACUCUUCUACAUAUGUGUACCAUUGUGUCUGGCAAGAUGUUGACCCAUUCUUUCUUACUGCUCUAACCUCAGGAGUUCAAGGUCUUCAUUGAUAUUGUUUGCAUUCUGAAUAAGAAAGCUGAGAGUUCGAGAGUUCACGAGAUCACAAGACAAAGGAGCAGAAGUAGGCCAUUUGGCCCAUCGAGUCUGCUCUGCUACCUCACCAUGAGCUAAACUAUUCUCCCAGCUAGCCCCAAUUCCUGGCCUUUUCCCCAUAUCCCUUGAUACCCUGACUAACUAGAUACCUAUCAUUCUCCUCCUUAAACUCACCCAAUGAUUGGGCCUCCACAUUUGUAUGCGGCAACGAAUUCCAUAAAUCCACGACCCUCUGGCUAAAGAAAUUUCUCCUCAUUUCUGUUCUAAAUAGAUACCCUCUAAUUCUAAGACUGUGCCCUCUUGUCCUGGACUCACCCACCAUGGGAAACAACUUAGCCACAUCUACUCUGUCCAGUCCUUUCAACAUUCAAAAUGUUUCUAUGAGGUCCCCUCUCAUCCUUCUGUACUCCAAUAAAUACAGUCCAAGAGCUGACAAUCGCUCAUCGUACAUAAGCCCUUUCAUUCCGGGAAUCAUCCUCGUAAAUCUUCUCUGUACCCUCUCCAACAUCAGUACAUCCUUCCUAAGAUAAGGGGCCCAAAACUGCACACAAUAUUCCAAAUGAGGUCUCACCAGUGCCCCAUACAGCCUCAUCAACACAUCCUUACUUUUAAACGUUAUACCUCUCGAAAUGAAUGCCAACAUAGCAUUCGCUUUUCUUACCGCCGAUCCAACCUGGCUCUCCCACAGGACUUUAGCAUAUAAUCUAGCUUCAUGUUUCAGUGUGAUACUACAACCUCUAGAGAAGUGUUGAUGGGUUGAUUAGAGAGGCAAGGAGAGAUUUUGGAGGAAGAGCAAAACAAGUUCCUUCUGUGUUUCAAUAGUGAGUGGAGAGCCAAGAAAUUCAUGUACAAAUAGGCUUAGCAAGGCAAGCACAUUCUAGAUAUAAAUUCUCAACCAAAUAAGACUAAAAUGGACUGCAGGAAUAUAUGGCAUUUAAGGCCUUUGUAUUAAGAGGAAAAGAUUUGUGAAGUAUUGACUCUUUUCGCAGCUACCAUCUGGCAGGAGGUACAGAAGCCUGAAGUCCCACACCACCAGGUUCAAGAACAGCUACUUACCUUCAACCAUUCGGUUCUUGAACCAACUGGCAAAACCCUAAUCACCACAGUUUAGCGAUCACUUUGCACUAAAAUGGACUUUUUUGUUCUAAUUCUGUUCUUCCUUGUAAAAAAUUGUGCAUAAUUUACGUUGAAUUUAUCUCUUGUGAAUGCUGCUUAGAUGAUGCUAUAUGCCUGUGAUGCUGCUGCAAGUAAGUUUUUCAUUGCACCUGUGCAGAUAUGUACUUAUGCAUAUGACAAUAAACUCGACUUUGACUUUGA
This is a messenger RNA of Pristis pectinata (smalltooth sawfish), 4194 nucleotides long. RefSeq names its product polymerase (DNA-directed), epsilon 4, accessory subunit (gene pole4). Gene Ontology annotation, cellular component: nucleus; epsilon DNA polymerase complex. The transcript has 4 exons. The record is from RefSeq and is a predicted model, not a curated record. Gene Ontology annotation, molecular function: protein heterodimerization activity. The coding region runs from base 10 to 366 and encodes 118 amino acids. NCBI's taxonomy places the organism in Eukaryota, Metazoa, Chordata, Chondrichthyes, Rhinopristiformes, Pristidae.